ACAGACCAGUAAAUAAAUACGCGGAACACUCAACUCUGACAAAGCCGACAAUUUUUAACUUUUCCCAUGUAUCCAAUACUAUUACGAUAAACUUAACAUUAAGUUCACAGUAAUAGUAAUUCAUUCUUUAUUCAAAUUCGUAAAGAUCAUGUGGUCUUUGAUUAUUUUAACAAUUUUAUCUUUUUUCGCGUACCUGUUAACUGACGAAUUAAUACCUAAGUUAAAAAGUUUGUUUAUAAAUGCAGGCUUAUUUGGAAUCGAUUUAUGCAAGGUAUCUAAGGAGAAAAUCCCAGAAGCAAUUGGAGUGAUUUCAGGAUGUGUGUUUCUGAUAACAAUUUUGUUAUUCAUACCAAUUGGCUUUGGAAACAGCCUAAUGGAUAGAGGCAAUUUCCCACACAAUGAGUUUGCAGAACUAUUAGCAGCCUUAUUGUCAAUAUGUUGUAUGCUACUGUUAGGAUUUGCAGAUGAUGUGUUAAAUUUAAAAUGGAGAUAUAAGUUGCUACUGCCAACCAUUGCUUCACUACCAUUACUUGUUGUGUAUUAUGUCAACUUUAAUUCUACAACAUUUAUUGUACCAAUACCUCUACGGCAAUUUUUUGGAAUAUCGGUGAAUAUAGGUUUACUUUAUUAUAUUUACAUGGGAAUGCUGGCAGUGUUUUGCACCAAUGCAAUAAAUAUUCUAGCCGGAAUAAAUGGGCUUGAAGUAGGACAAUCAGUAAUUAUUGCAAUGUCUAUAAUAUUUUUUGAUUUUAUUGAGUUGAGUGGGGAUCAGUAUAAAGCUCAUAACUUUUCUCUUCAUAUAAUGAUUCCAUAUCUUGCCACAACACUGGCUUUAUUAAAACAUAAUUGGUACCCAUCCAAAGUUUUUGUAGGUGAUACAUUUUGCUAUGUAUCUGGCAUGACUUUUGCAGUGGUUGGUAUCCUUAGCCAUUUUAGCAAAACUGUGCUAUUAUUUUUUUUGCCUCAGAUCAUAAACUUUUUAUAUUCUGUACCACAACUUUUCCGUAUUGUACCUUGCCCCAGGCAUAGACUUCCAAAAUAUAGUGCAGAAACAGACUUACUGCAAGCUAGCAGAACAGUUAUUUCAAAAAAAGACAUGUCAUUCUUGACUAAAAUUGUUCUACAAGCUUUAACUUUACUGAAGUUAGUAGAUAAAAUAGAAGAUAACGAUAGUAUAAUACUAAAUAACUUGACAUUAAUAAACCUGGUUCUGAUUAAGUUGGGACCAAUGUCAGAGAUUCAAUUAACUAAAACUUUGUUAAUCUUUCAGUUUUUUUGCACAUGUAUAGCAUUUUUAAUAAGAUACCCUAUGGCUUCUUAUUUCUAUGAUGUCAAUAUUUAUAAUUUAGUAUAAAAUUAGCUAAAAUACUUGGUAUAAAAUUGCAUAUCAACAAAGUAAAUAAAUGUAAUAAAUAAAAUGAUUCUAAUAGUAGUUCUGUCCAUAUAACAUUUUUUUGAGUAGAAAAGUAUAGCACUGUUUUGAGACUUUGGAAUGAAGUAAACUUGAAAGAUUUAUGUACAAAAAAAAUUGGCGCAAUUAUAAAGAGGUAAAUGAUUCUAAAGAAAAAUCUAUUAUUACAUAGUGUAGUAACUGAUUCAUCACCAUAAUACCACCUUUAUAAUUUAGAGCUUAGAGCAAAUUCACAUUGGAUGUUACUGAAUAGGCAUCUAAAAAUUUUAAGAAAAAAGUAACUAUAUUAAAAACUUGAAAAUAUAUUAUAUAAUAGUUUAUAAGCUUUAACAUAUUGUAAGUAUAUGUAUAUAUGGAUUUUAAGGCCAAAGCUGUGCUGUGCAUUAAAUUGUUAAUAUAAUUUUCAAAUGAUAA
Pararge aegeria (speckled wood butterfly) is the source of this 1825-nucleotide messenger RNA. RefSeq names its product UDP-N-acetylglucosamine--dolichyl-phosphate N-acetylglucosaminephosphotransferase (gene Alg7). The coding region runs from base 149 to 1354 and encodes 401 amino acids. Gene Ontology annotation, cellular component: membrane. The transcript has 5 exons. NCBI's taxonomy places the organism in Eukaryota, Metazoa, Arthropoda, Insecta, Lepidoptera, Nymphalidae. Gene Ontology annotation, biological process: protein N-linked glycosylation; dolichol-linked oligosaccharide biosynthetic process. The record is from RefSeq and is a predicted model, not a curated record. Gene Ontology annotation, molecular function: UDP-N-acetylglucosamine-dolichyl-phosphate N-acetylglucosaminephosphotransferase activity.